AGGGCUGAGCAGGGCUGCGCCGCAAGCCCCGGGGAGGCUCUAAGUCCCUCCUCUGCCUCCCCGGAGGUGGGCCCUGGUGCCCCGGUCCCGGCGCGGGUGUGGGCGCUUUGCCCCCGGGAGGGAGUUGUCCGUGCUGAGGUGAGAGGGGUGCUCAGGCGGGAACCCUCUCCAGACUAAACAGGUGCAGGCAGCGCGGUGGGUCGGUGUGCAGGAGGUCCGAAGCCACCGAGCAUGACGAGCGCCGGCACGAAGGGGUCGUGGCUCUCGCAGCCGACAGUGAAGAGCGUGCUGGUGUAUCGCAACGGGGACCCUUUCUUCCCCGGGCGCCGCAUUGUCAUCAAUGAGAAGAAAGUGUCCAACUUCGAGGUCUUCCUGAAAGAGGUGACGGGUGGGGUGAAGGCACCCUUUGGAGCAGUGCGUAAUAUCUAUACCCCCCGGGGCGGGCAUCGUGUCCGGCAACUGGAGGAGCUUCAGAGUGGAGAGCAGUAUGUGGCUGGUGGCAGGGAAGCCUUCAAGAAACUGAACUAUUUGGACAUUGGAGAAACAAAGAAGAAACCUGUUGAAGUCAAUAAUGAGGUCAAGCCAGUUACUCACAGUAGAAUCACUGUGUCAGCACGGUUUCGAAAACAACUCCAGGAGCCCUACACGAUUUUCCUUAUUGCUAAUGGAGACCUAAUUAGCCCUGUAGCACGCCUCCUCAUUCCCAGGAAAACACUGAAUCACUGGGAUCGUAUUCUUGAAAUGGUUACAGGAAAAGUUACCCUCAGAAGUGGAGCUGUUCACAGACUUUACACUUUAGAUGGAAAACUCGUUCAGAAUGGGUCAGACUUGGAGAAUGGACAAAUAUAUGUUGCAGUGGGUAGAGAAAAAUUUAAGAAAUUGCCGUAUGGUGAUCUGCUGUUUAGCAAAUCUACAAUAAGAAGGCCACAGGGGUCCAAAGGCUCUGUACUCCCUCCGAUUGUGGGAUCUCGAAAGUCUAAAGGCAGUGGAAGUGAUUGGCAGUCUAAAUCUACCAUUGGAUCCAGUGACCCCAGAGAAAACAGUUCUUCACCUCAGCUUCCCAAAGGAAAAGACAAAAAAACCCAGAACCCAGAGGGUUCUGUGUCCAGACGACACUUUUCUAACAACUCUACGAAAGUGAAACAGACAGUGAGAGUAACAGCUUCCACAGGAGUCCUUCUAGAUAAUGGUGAAGAUGUUUACAAAGCCAGAGAAGAACCAUCUGAAAUGUGGGGGGCAGCUGAAGUGCAGGAAGAUGAAGACACUCGUGUAGAAGUUCCGCUGGACCAGAGGCCAGCAGAAACUGUAGAUGAAGAAGAAAAUGCAGAAGAGGAAACUGACAGGGAAGAGGACACAUAUAAAGGAGAGGAAGAAUAUCGAGAAGUGAAUGCAGAGGAAAGUGGGGCAACUGUUAAAGAAAGCAGUAAAGUGGAAGAAAACAAGAAGAAAUUAAAUGGGAAUUAUGAAGUUGAAGCAGAAGCAACAGAGACUGUUGACCAAGCAGAGGAAGAGGAAUCUAUCCAUUUAAAUGGCAAUAAAAAUGAAGAAAAUGGUGAGGGAAUGGAGCACUUGAACUACCAAGAUGAUCUUCACCCUGAAGAAGAAAUAAAAGAAGAGGAUCCUGACAGCCAGAAGCAGGUUGAUUUCCAUCUUGAACAAACAUCCAGAAAUCCAAGGGUGACAAUCACCAGCCCACAGGAAAGUGAAAAAAAUGACCAGAGCAGUGACUGUGCUGCAGUUGCAUAGACAGAAAAAAUGUAAUGAGCAGAAAAUGAAAGAUUAUAAUCCUUUAAAUAUAAAGCAUGUAAUUUUUGUGAUUGGUAACUUAUAAUAGGAAGAUAAGUUGAGUACAUAUUGAGGCUUGAGAUGAUAAUGCCAUAUGGAAUGAUACAUAAACCAAACAUAAAUAGCUACUAAAGAAACAUCAAAAUAUUUUUACAAGGUGAUACUUUCCAGUAGAAUUUGAGGGGGAAAAUACAAGAGUACUGUAUAGUAGUAUUAGAAAUAAAUUAACUAUUCUGUGAUAUAAAAAGGUUAGCAAUAACAGAAUAACCACCAAAAUUACAUUGUUCCAGAAAAAGGAAAAAAACCCACCCAAAUUUGAUGGCAAAACUUUUUUGCAGAUGCAUUCAGAAAAGAGAAACGAUUUUUGGCUUUUAAUGAGGACAUAUGCAGUUUUUCUUUUAAAUUACACAUGAUAUAUGUGAUUCGCAGGCAUAACAUUAAGACGUAAGUAGAAUACAUUGCAUACUUAAUGGACUUAGGCCCACAAAAAAUGGUGUACUAUAAUGAGGUGUUAGUUGUAAUGUUACAAAAUAGUAGAUUUUCAAUAUAUUAAUUAGGAUAAUUCAUUUUUACAUUCAUAAAUAGCACUAAUGUAGUCUUAUGAAUGUAUGUAGACAGCCUACAAUACUGCAGCUUGUUCCCAUUUACAGUAAGAAGCUUUGCUGAUUGUCCUGCAUCAAUUCACUAAACAGUGAAUUGUUAUCGUAAUGAAAAAAGUAAAGGAAGAGUAUGUAGCAGAUUAGUUUCAAAUUAGUUGUUUUUGAAUAGAUUUGUAAUUUAAUCUAUGUGAAAUUUAAUAUAUUGAAGGAAAAAAAUUAAUAGGCCUGGAUUCGGACUGAAAUUGCCAUGAAUCCAUUGUUACCAAUGGAGCCAUUUUAAUAUGAAACAUUAGGAUGAGUCCACCAGUUUUGUGUAAAAGUCGGGAACACUUUCUGCAUUUAUGAAUUCUUUACGCAGCCUUAAUGGUUAGAAGUGCAUCCUCAGCCCUUUGAGCAAACUGGCUCCCGAUAGGCUGUGGCUUAAUUUGCAUUAGUAAAUAAGGCAUUCACCCACAGUAUUAGUUCUGUUAAUGACAGCAAUCCUAUUUCUUGCACUGCUUCUCUGUUAGUAAUGGGAAUAAUUUGUAGUUCAUAGAAAUAGAGCCCUGAGCAUAAUUUCAUUAAGUAUACAAAAGGAAUAGUGGGUUUCCUUACCUUUAAUGCUGGUAACUUAUUACUAUGAGAAAUUAAAUGUCAUUGUUGCUGAUUUCUUGCCAUUAAUACAAAAAAUACAUUUAUGAACAAACUGAACUUGAAGCACUGUUGGAGGAACGUGAAAAAGCACCUGCCAUGACUGAAACUCAUAUAAAUGUAUGCACUUUUUCUAGUAACUAUGAAAUAUAUUUUUCCAAAAGAGUAGAAAUAUGUAGAGAUUCUUCAGCAAGUUUCUGGGUAUUAGCAAUGUAGACAUAAACCCAUAAUGUUAAAAACCAUGAGAAUAGGGUUAGAAUGUUUUGCCCUGUGGCAUCUGUGAAUUGUCUAUGAUUCAUGUGUCCUUAGUUGAGCUGUCUGACAAAGACCUGAGAGAAUAUUAUUACAUUUGUGAUCAGUUCAAAAUAAGCUCCUAAUUUAGCCAAGCUCUUAAGCAAGUAUGUCUGUGUCUUUUAUUUGAUACAGCAGUUAAGCCUGUGCUCAAAUACUUUUGAUUUCCCUGGCAUUUAAGAAAAUAUUUAAAGUUAAGCAGAAGUAAAAACCCAACACUCCCCCCAGCCCCUCCCAACAAAAUGAAUAAAAGUUCCUCCAGGUACCUUUAUAGUUAAUCUUGCACUGGAAAAAUAUAUGCAGCAACAUUGAAACCCGUCAAAAAUACUUAAGCAACCAGAGAUGACAGCUCUGUCUCCCCAGGGAGCUUAGGGGAACUUACCCGCAGAACCUUUGGUGCAAAGCUGACCAAGGAAGAUGGCUAAUGCUGCCUCUUUGCUCACUUAGAGCUGAAAAGCUCAUAUACUCACCAGUAAACAUGGGCUUAAAUGUGUUCCUGAAUCAAGACAAAUCGCAGUAAUCUUGUACUGACAUUACUGUGGAUGGGCUCUUGGCUAGAAGCUAACAGUGAACCAAAUACAGGACCCGACUUCCUGUCAUCCUAUUGCAGAUUAAGACUUGAACAACCUCUUAGGUUUUCUUCAUCCUCAAAAGCCUGAAGUUAAAUUUACACCCAAAAUUAUCUGUUAGAUGUGCUUAAUUUGGAGAACAUUUGCCUCAAAAUGUUGUACCUACAAAUAAUAUUUAGAAGAAACUGAGGGAUUUGUAUGGUUGUACUUUUCUCUCUUUGGUUUCUAUUUAUAGCUUCUGUCUGCCAACAGCUUCUGUCAUUUAUUAACUUUUCCUCAAAUGUUCAGUGUCUUCCAUGCUUAGAGAUUUACUUAAGAGUAAUUUAAGUGCUUGAACUGAAUUCUGGGGAAGUUGAAUAUGAUAAUUUUCUUUCAUGGGAACAUGAAAUCCCUAUGAGUGCUGUUCAGCCUUUGAUAUGUUUCCUCCUCUGUUUUCUUGUAAGAAAGAUGAGAUAUAUGUCUUCAGAACAGCAAAUCAGACAUUUUGGACAUAGAGAUGUAACCAUUUUAUAAUCUACCUUUACAACACUAAAAUAAUGAAUUUUGUAUCAGUUUUUUUUUAUAGAGAGAAAUUAGUUUAUGCAUAACAAAUAAUUCUCAUGCUAACGUAGAAAUUAAACAAAAAACAUACAGGUGGUGUUGCUAAUAGCUUUUCUGUCUGUAUUUGCCUUGUGUGAUGGCUUAACUCAAUUUUACAUGAGAAAUACAUUAUUUUGUUAAGCUUAUAUAAUGUUAUUUUAAUAAGCUUAUAUGCAACAGUUCUGAGGUUUUUUUAAAGUAUUGCUUUCUUGUUUUGGUUUUAUUUUAAAAAAUUAUUUGCUAUUAAAGAGAACUAGCAUACAGA
Messenger RNA from Columba livia (rock pigeon), 4718 nucleotides. RefSeq names its product doublecortin domain containing 2 (gene DCDC2). The record is from RefSeq and is a predicted model, not a curated record. The coding region runs from base 232 to 1746 and encodes 504 amino acids. NCBI's taxonomy places the organism in Eukaryota, Metazoa, Chordata, Aves, Columbiformes, Columbidae. Gene Ontology annotation, cellular component: kinocilium; microtubule organizing center; axoneme. Gene Ontology annotation, biological process: cilium assembly; neuron migration; dendrite morphogenesis. The transcript is spliced from 10 exons.